AUGGAGAAUGAAGCGAAGCUAAAGACAACACAAUGCACGCCAUUAAUUCGCAAAUCAUAUCGCCAGUCAAGGCGCCGUCCCGCCCACUUACGGACAAAAACCGGUUGCUUAACAUGCCGAAAGAGAAAGAAAAAGUGUGAUGAAACCCGGAUACAGUGUAAUAAUUGUGUCAACCGGAAUUUAGAUUGCGUCUGGCAAUGCAAUGAUUCGAUACACCAUCAACCAAACAAGCAAUCUCCCUCUACUAGCGACUGUGCCCGCAGCGACCAUGACACAGAGGCAACACUACUCCUGGAGAGGUCAUACCCCGCGCAAUAUGGUGCAAAUAGCGAGUGCAACGAAAUGCCACAGCAAGCGGGGAACGACGCGAGAUCUAGAGCUCUGUUGUCAAAAUCGGCAAUCCUGCCGAACGGCAGCGAAUUGCCACGACGUACUCAACCGUUGCUUCCCAAUAACAGCCUCUAUGGCCAAUCAAUACACAAAGACCUUCCUUACUCACCGGCCACCACUAGGCGAAGCCGACCCCUUGUCCAAUUCUUGAUCUCCACUUUUGUUCCUCAACUGAUCCGACCCACAAUGAACGAAUACACUGGCGAAGUGUUGACUGGUCGGACGCUGGCCUUGGCCUUUGAACAUCCUUUCUGUAUGCAUGCAUUGCUUGCCUGUUGUGGCGCGGAGAUCCCCACCGAAAAUCCCGAAUAUCGUGCACUUGCUCGAUUCCAUUAUACUCACGCCGUCACUGGACUUCGAAAGAUUCUGGAUAAUGGAGUCCACGAAUGCCAAUGGGUCGUCACACUGCUGUGCAUCAUGAUGUUAUGCAUAUACGAGCGUUCUAAGCAGAAGACAUCACCAGGAGUUAGUAUACACCUUGCGGGGGCUGCACAGUUGAUACGUUUGCAUGCGCACAUCCACAGUGAUGGUGUUGCAUCCCCCAGUGUGGAUCAGGCUAUGUAUCGACUCGUCCGCGAAUCAUUCAUCUUCCAUGUUACGACUAGUCUUCCCUUUCGAGACGGAAUUAUUACUGCUCGAUCCCCUCCCUCGACAGACGACUCGUGCUAUUUUGAAAUCGAAUCGGCACUUUCUUUAGCGGAAGAAGAGAUUCGAGAGAAUUUCUGCGCUGAGCAGAUUUUUCACCCAUAUUCUCCAGUUCUUGGGUUUCCACCGCGACUUUUUCGAUGUAUAUACACCGUGUGGCGAUUGUAUCAGACUUCAAAAUUCGACCAACCGAGCAUGCAUUUAUGUCGGCAAUUGGACAAGGAUCUCUGUCGCUGGGAUAGCCGCCUGGCAGCGUCGGUGACGGAGUACUCGAUUGCGGAACUAACCACACAGAAGGGAAAUGAGACUCCUGUUCCAUCCACUGCAAAUAGGAACGGCCAAGCCCUGAAUCAGUCGACCGCGAUUGGGCCUAAGUUGUAUAUUCUCGGCAGUCGAGUCUUACUGCAACGCAUGGCGAUGCGGGUGAUACAACAGCUUCAGCCGACGACUGAUUACUAUGCUGAUUACUAUUGUUGGCCACUUUUCGCUAUUGGGAUAAAUUUAUGCUCUUCGAGUGACCGGGAUUUGCUCAUAGCUCAGGCAUCGGCAUUUUGGAAAGCCACGAAUAAUCCGACGAUGAGACGGGUUGUUGAUAUGCUACGUGUUUAUUGGCAGUCCCAUGAUGAGCUGGUCGUCGGAUGA
Penicillium brasilianum is the source of this 1677-nucleotide messenger RNA. The record is from the annotation of a GenBank genome assembly. NCBI's taxonomy places the organism in Eukaryota, Fungi, Ascomycota, Eurotiomycetes, Eurotiales, Aspergillaceae.